Molecule: messenger RNA, 1244 nt
Organism: Peromyscus californicus insignis
Lineage: Eukaryota; Metazoa; Chordata; Mammalia; Rodentia; Cricetidae
Product: cell surface glycoprotein CD200 receptor 5-like
Exons: 5
Coding region: 504-1244 (246 amino acids)
Biological process (GO): regulation of neuroinflammatory response
Cellular component (GO): external side of plasma membrane
Molecular function (GO): signaling receptor activity
Source: RefSeq, a predicted model, not a curated record
CUGUAUAACAAGAAAGUGGACAGAGGAAAGGACACAUACCCUGUUCCUACCUCUGUUCUGCUUCACUUCUGUUGUUCAUUCUCAAGGCAGAAAGUAAGAAGAAAGAGAGAGGGUGAACUCUUUGUGCUUCUGUUUCUACAGUUCUUGAGAGUGGCUCUGUUUCUUUGUCUGUGUGAAGUGUUCAUUUUUACUGGACCAAAUGUCUUUAAUUAGGGGAUGGUAUAUGUAGAAAGAAGUUUAAUCAAGUCAGCUCAUGUGGUAUGCCUACACUGGACCUAGCAAGGGGCUAGAAGAAGAAAGGCAGGGCUACCCUACAAACUAUUUGACAAAAUAAGAUCACUCCUAAGUGGGGAUUAAUUAAUUCAUAUCUUAUAAAUAUAAUUUUGAAGAUGUUGACAUAUCAGUGAUGAUAUAACUUGGAAUUAUUAUCUGAAAAUCAUGUAAAUAUUAAAGCGCUCUUAUUUAAAUAUUUUCUAGAGUCAAGUUGUGUGAAUGGGAAUCAAAUGGCACAGAAAAAUUCAUGUCCUUUGCCAGAAGUUAACAUUACAGCGUCUGUGCAGAUGGGUACAAAGGCUCUGCUCUGCUGCCCUGCUAUUCCACUGACAAAAGCAGUACUAAUAACAUGGGAAAUAAUCCUAAGAAACCAACCUUCCUGCAGAAUAUCCUACAGAGUAGAGACCAAGGAGACCAAUGAAACCAACUGUACAGACAGGAGAAUCACCUGGGCCUCCACACCUGACCAGAGUCCUGACCUUCAGAUCAGUGCAGUGGCCCUCGAUCAUGAUGGGCAUUAUUCAUGUCAGAUAGCAACAUCUGAUGGGCAUUUCCAAGAGAGACAUGACCUGAAAGUUCUAGUCCCCCCUGAAGUAACCCUGUCUCCAGGGAAGUAUAGAACUGCAGUUUGUGAGGCGACUGUAGGCAAGCCGGCUGCUCAGAUCUCCUGGACUCCAGAUGGGGACUGCAAAACAAAGAAUGAAUCACACAGCAAUGGCACCGUGACUGUCAGGAGCACAUGCCACUGGGAUCAGAGCAAUGUGUCUGCUGUGUUCUGCUUUGUCUCCCAUUUGACCGGCAACCAAACUCUGUCCAGAGAACUGAAUCAAGGUGUCACCAGCACGCCACUGCAUUCUUUACUGACCAUUCUCUAUGUGAAACUUUCCCUUUUGGGGAUCAUUUUGCUCAUCAUGGGAUUUGCUUUCAUCCAGAAGAGAAAUUCCUUCAGGCCAAAGAGGAAGUUGGCUUAG